Messenger RNA from Coniophora puteana RWD-64-598 SS2, 1922 nucleotides. RefSeq lists its product as uncharacterized. NCBI's taxonomy places the organism in Eukaryota, Fungi, Basidiomycota, Agaricomycetes, Boletales, Coniophoraceae. Gene Ontology annotation, molecular function: L-amino-acid oxidase activity; polyamine oxidase activity. Gene Ontology annotation, biological process: amino acid catabolic process. Bases 61 to 1638 code for a protein of 525 amino acids. The record is from RefSeq and is a predicted model, not a curated record. The transcript is spliced from 3 exons.
GAGCCUUCUCCUCUUCCCAUCUGCAUUGUUGGUGCUGGGUGUGCGGGCCUUUACGCAGCAAUGAUUCUUGAUACGCUUAAAAUCCCUUACGAGAUCCUCGAGGCCAACGAUCGUAUCGGCGGUCGUAUAUACACCCAUCGCUUCAACGGCGACGCAGGACGCGACGCUCCCGUCAACGAUCCCGCCCGCUACGACUACAUCGACAUGGGCGCGAUGCGAUACCCCAACAACUUUUUCAUGAAGCGCGUCUUUAAGUUAUUCGAACGCCUCGAUAUGGACGAUAUCCUCAUCGAGUACAAGUACUCAGCGCCUAACACCUUCCGGCUCUACAACGGUGUCCGCCAUAACUCUGCAGACCAAUCGGACUUGGACAUCUUCAAUGUUUCCGAGGCCAAAGGAGGGGCAGUCCCCGACGAGUACGUGGUCAAGGGUGUAGACGACGUCUCUUCGGACAUCUUCAAGCCCUUCGCUGAGGCGUUUCAGACACUUCCGUUCAACGAGGCAUGGAAGAAGCUGGCGGCGUACGAUCCGUACUCCACGCGCGGAUAUCUGUUGUCAAAGGGCUAUCCCGAUACCGUCGUUGAGUGGCUCGAGACGUUCACGACAGCUACGGGGCUCUACGACGAUGCUUUUGUGGAGAGUACUAUGGAUGCUAUGGACUUUGCUAACGCUAAAGCCGCUUACUCGUGGUAUUGCAUUGAUGGCGGCUCGGACAAUCUCACGACUCGGAUGGCCCAACGGCUCACUAGCCAGCCUCUCAUUGGCAGGCGCGUGACGAAGAUCGCCAGCGUGCCCGGCGGCGGUGCAAUGGAUGUCACUUUUGGCAAGCAUUUCAUUUUUAUCAGCACGAAAAGAUACGCCCAGGUCAUCAGCACCGUUCCUCUUGGGUGUCUCGCCGCGAUCGACAUACCCCAGAAUGACCUGUCGUACAUGAAACGGAUGGCGAUUCGGUGCUUGAAUUACGACACCUCGACCAAGGUCGCCCUCAAGUUCCAGUCACGUUGGUGGGAAGACCCCAAGAUCAUGGGCGACCGCACGAUCAAGGGUGGCGUGUCAUCCACCGAUUCCCCCAUCCGUACCUGCGUCUACCCGUCGUACGGCUUCCAUGCCACUGGCAAGGUGUCUGGCGUCAUCCUCGCGAGCUACACGUGGGCGCAGGAUGCGCAGCGGAUGGGCGGACUUGCGCAGGCGAAGGGUUCCGACGCAGAUAAGCUCCUCAUCGAGCUUACGCUGAAGAACCUCUCAGAGCUACACAACGUACCCGUUGAGAAGUUUGGUCCGCUCCUUGAUCACUACGUCCACAACUGGCACAACGACGAGCACGCACGCGGCGCGUUUGCACUCUUUGGGCCCGGCCAGUUUGGCCAGCCCUCAAGCGGGAACAGUCUGUUCGCGAGCAUGAAGGCCCCUGGCGCCAACGGGAAGCUUCACAUUGCGGGCGAGGCGACGUCGGUGCACCACGCUUGGGUACUCGGCGCUCUCAACUCUGCGUGGCGCGCCGUGUAUAACGCUCUCGGGUUGCUCCCAGACGCGCAGACGAAGAGGACGCUUUUAGAGGAGACGUGGGGAAUCCCUGAUGAGGAGGACUGCAAGGCGUUGCUCAAAUUGGCGGUUCUUGGAAAUCACAAGGUGCUGUGAUUCGUUAAAAAAGGGUGUUUCUUGCGUUUCUUGUCUUUCUUUUCCCCUGAUGUCUGCGAUGUACUACUAUCUCGAUGCACGUUCCCGAUUUCUACGAUGUACUACUACUAGCCAGGAUACAGCUUAUCUAUAUCAACAUUGUACUACCAUGAUGUACCACCACAAUGCACACCGACGGUAGCAUCACUUUGCUGUCGUGCGGAGUUUUCUCGUUGACUCUUCAUUAUUUAGCUAUAAUAGCGAUUGAUUGUAGCCCGGAUGUAGGACUAGUAAAUGACACAGAU